Messenger RNA from Scheffersomyces coipomensis, 933 nucleotides. It is a transcript of the gene PAN6, whose product is annotated as pantoate--beta-alanine ligase. Bases 1 to 933 code for a protein of 310 amino acids. Lineage: Eukaryota; Fungi; Ascomycota; Pichiomycetes; Serinales; Debaryomycetaceae. The record is from RefSeq and is a predicted model, not a curated record. Gene Ontology annotation, molecular function: pantoate-beta-alanine ligase activity. The transcript has a single exon. Gene Ontology annotation, biological process: pantothenate biosynthetic process.
AUGACCAUUGCAGAAUCUGUGAAGAUAUUGCGUACUGUGCAACAGGUCAGACAAUGGCGUCUACAACGUUUGUUAAAUGGUAAAACUGUCGGUUUUAUUCCAACUAUGGGUGCCUUACAUGAUGGUCAUUGCUCGUUGGUUUCACAAUCUUUAAAGGAUAAUGAUGAAACUGUGGUAUCUAUCUUUGUAAAUCCUUCUCAGUUUGCUCCUCACGAGGAUUUGGAUUCAUAUCCAAGAACUAUAGAUAGUGAUUUAUCUAUCUUAGCAUCUAAAUUCAGAUCAAGUGUCAAACAAGUUGAUGCUAUAUUCAUUCCAAAAAUUUCGGAAAUGUAUCCUUCCGGUAUAAAUUUAGAAAUCAGCAAACAAAGAGGUGCUUUUGUAUUUGUUAAAGGUAGUUCAGAACAAUUAGAAGGGGUUACCAGACCUCAAUUUUUCAGAGGAGUGGCAACUAUUGUAACUAAACUCUUAAAUGUUGUUCAACCAACUAAUAUUUAUUUUGGUCAAAAGGAUGCUCAACAAUGUAUAGUUAUAAAGAACUUAGUCAAAGAUUUACUAAUCGAUACUAAUGUUCGUGUCAUGCCAACUUUAAGAGAAUCAAAUGGGUUAGCUAUGUCUUCAAGAAAUCAAUAUUUAUCACCUCAAAUCAAACAAGAAUCAUCCAUCAUAUAUAAUGCUUUAAAAUCAGGUGAAUCCUUAUAUUAUUCUAAAAAUGCUAAAGUUGAAUCAUCAGAAAUACUAACUCAAAUCAAAACUGUCUUAAAUUUAAAUCCAAACUUUAAAAUCGAAUAUGUUUCAAUCAAUCAUCCUGAAACUUUAGAUGAAAUAGAUUAUAUUGAACCAGGUGUUGGUGCUUUAAUAUCAUUGGCUGUAUUGGCUCCAAAGGAAAACUCUGAUGGUCAUGCUAGAUUGAUUGAUAAUAUCAUAUUACAUUAA